AUGCCGGACUCUAAUAUAAGAAAAAAAAAAGAAAGUUUAAAAAAAAUUGGUGAUUAUGGCAUAGGUGAAAAAAUAGGUAGAGGGGCAUUUGGCCAGGUAUAUAAAGCAUUAAAUACAAAGACAGGUGAAUUUGUUGCUAUAAAAUCAAUUGAUGUUUGUAAAAUCGAUAAGAAUGCAUUGGUAUCAGUUAAAAGCGAAUUUGACAUAUUACAAAAACUAAGACACAAUAAUAUAGUUAAGGUUUUAGGUGUUGUGGAAACCCAAUCACAAAUGAAUUUUAUUUUAGAAUAUGUCGAAAAUGGUAGCUUAAGAGAUGUUUUAGAUAGAUUUGGCCCAUUAAGUGAAGAACUCUGUACAGUUUAUUUAUAUCAAUUACUACAAGGUUUGGCAUAUUUACAUCAAAAUAAAGUAAUUCAUCGUGAUAUUAAAUGUAGCAAUAUUUUAAUCACAAAAGAAGGUGUAGUUAAACUAGCAGACUUUGGUGUUGCCAGUCAGAUAAGCGAAGAAACCCAAUUAAGAUUUUCAGUAGUUGGAACACCUUAUUGGAUGUCUCCAGAAGCAAUUCAAAUAUCAGGUUGUUCUUCAGCUAGCGAUAUUUGGUCAUUAGCAUGUUCAAUGAUCGAGUUACUUCAAUUACAUCCACCCUAUCAUAAUUUACAACCAAUGAGUGCAAUGUUUAAAAUAGUACAAGAUGAACAUCCACCAUACCCCGAAAAUAUAUCAAAAGAAUUUGAAGACUUUUUAAAUCAAUCAUUCCAAAAAGAUCCAAAUAAAAGACCCACAGCAUCAGAAUUAUUAAAGCAUCCAAUUUUUAAAAAAAUACAUCCUAUCCCAAACUAUUCAGAACUUCAAUCAACUUUAAAAACAUUAAAUGGUAGAAAUAGAUUAAGAACAUCAGUUUCGGCAAUAGAUUGGGGUACUUCUGCAAACACAGCAAAUCCUCCAAACUCAAUGCCACCAUUACCCUCCUCAAUACCCUCCUCAUCCUGUAAUAAAUCCGUUAUUACUGAUGAUGAAUACAAUAAAUUGCAAACAACCAUAAAGCAACAAGCAAAUACGAUUGCAAGUUUAAGUGAGGAACUUAAUAGUUUAAAAAACAAAGUUAAAGAGAAACCAAAAUUAGAUGAACAACAGUUUUAUAGGGAAUACUUUAUGCAAUUGUCAAUAAAUGUUAAAAUCAAUCAAUUUAAUUUAGGUAAAACAUGUGAACCAGUAGAUUUACAACAACUAUAUGAAAGAGCAAGAGAAGACGAUAUUAAAUGGUACCAACUAAUGGAAUGGAUACCAAAGCAAUUAAUUGGAGACUCAUCAUUAUCAGCCUCCUCUUCCUCCUCCUCUUUAUCAUCUUCUUCUUCCUCUUUAUCAUCUUCAAAUGGAGCUAUAAAAGAAUCAUUAGCAUUAGCGAGUAGCACCAAUACUAACAAAACCAAAAAGAAAUUUGGUUUCUUUUCUUAA
Dictyostelium purpureum is the source of this 1455-nucleotide messenger RNA. RefSeq lists its product as uncharacterized. The record is from RefSeq and is a predicted model, not a curated record. The transcript has 5 exons. Gene Ontology annotation, biological process: protein phosphorylation. Lineage: Eukaryota; Evosea; Eumycetozoa; Dictyosteliales; Dictyosteliaceae. Gene Ontology annotation, molecular function: protein kinase activity; ATP binding. The coding region runs from base 1 to 1455 and encodes 484 amino acids.